AUGAAUUUUAUCGUUUUGUUGAGUUUAACGCUGGGAUUCACUGUCAUCUAUGCUGCUCUUAACUCAAGGCGUAGAAAGUCACAGCGGCUGCCCCCGGGGCCCGCGCCGAUGCCUAUCGUGGGCAACGUAAAGGAUCUUCCACCCAGUGGCAAACAGGACUGGGUACACUGGUUGAAGCACAAAUGUACCUACGGCCCAAUUAGCUCGAUCACAGUAUUGGGACAAACUAUCGUGAUCGUAAACAACUCGAAAAUCGCACUGGACUUGCUGACAAAACGUUCAUCUAUUUAUUCGUCGCGUCCCAGAAUGACCUUCGCGUCUGAAAUGGUGGGAUGGGAAAAUGGACUUGCAUUCCAAGGUAUACGCCCCUGCAAGAAGUGGAAACCCGCCGAUUUCUUUUCCGCGUGCUGCAAGAUCCUACAAAUCUUUUGCAGCAUGUCCAAACGUGUGUUUCAUCCCGAGUCCAAACUUUUAUACGACCGGAGCCCUGACACAGAUCACAGUGAGGCCGGAGCCGUGAUUCUUAAUAUCGCCUACGGCUACAGAGUGGAGCCUUUUGGUCGAGACCACUUGGUCCAUAUCACCAACGAGGCCCUCGAUGAAUUUGGCAAAGCUACGGUACCUGGUGCCUGGCUUGUGGAUAUCAUCCCCGCAUUGAAAUAUGUUCCCAGCUGGUUCCCAGGAGCUGGUUUCAAGCGGACUGCCAAGCUUUGGAGGGAGCAUCUUGUCGGUAUUGCCGACAGACCCUAUGAAUUUGUGAAGCAACAAAUCGAGAGUGGAAAGUACACGCCGUCCUAUCUUGGUGAUAUGCUUAAGGACGGUUUCCCUGAACCGGGGUCGGAGAAGGAACUGGUCGCGAAAUGGACCUCGGCCUCGCUCUAUACUGGUGGCGCAGACACUACCGUCUCUUCUAUCAACUGCUUCUUCCUCGCCAUGGCUUUAUUCCCAGACGUCCAGCGUAAGGCACAAGAGGAAAUUGAGCGUGUGGUCGGACAGAAUCGCCUUCCAAAUGUGACGGAUCGUGCAAACCUCCCUUAUAUCAACGCCGUGGUGAAGGAGGUUCUCCGCUGGCAUCCUGUCGCCCCAAUGGGUCUUCCGCAUAUGUCGAGCGUCGAUGAUAACUACGAUAACUACUUUAUUCCGAAGGAUUCUAUCAUUUUACCCAACAUCUGGGCUAUGAUGCACGAUCCUGAUGUCUACCCGGACCCCAUGGAAUUCCAGCCCGACCGUUUCCUCGGCGAAUAUCCCGCGCCAGACCCCAAAGUCAUUGCCUUUGGAUUCGGACGUCGCGUUUGUCCUGGUCGUUUCUUGGCCGAUAAAACGGUAUUCCUGACUGUGGCCCAAUCUCUUGCGGUUUUCGAUAUCAGCAAGCCUGUACAAAGUGGUGUGGGUGUCACGACACCGCACUUCGAUCCUGGCGUUAUCAGCCACCCUUCCCCUUUCCAGUGUGAGAUCAAACCUCGCACUCCAGAACUUGAGGCUCUCAUUCUGACGGGUAGCUUGUUUAGCAGCGUCUGGACCUUGGAUGAAACCUCGCUGGUUGUGGAUGGAGAAUGGGGAGACUGUACGCUUCUUUUCCCAUUUGCUGUCUAUGAGGCAAAAAAGAACCAGUCAUCGGAGAUCACUGUGAGAAUGCAACUGAAGCUAGCAUUCAAUGCUUAUCCCCAGAUGCUGGAUAAACUAGUUCGACAACCUGGAAAGAUGGACGAGUAUCAUUCUCCUUCAUCGGCCGCAUUUCCUAUUUUCGGAUUUACAUUUAGUGGAAGUACCUGGCGAAUAAAUGUGGGUUAUCUGCCAAAUUACGUCACGGAUGACUCCGAGGACGAUCCAUUGUUCGACGAAGAUAGUGUGGGUACUGAAUCUACUCUUCUGCAAAGAACCAAUUCAGCUGAUAAUCCGCCUCUAGCAUAUGAAACUGAUCUUGUGGGGCAAUUUUUCCUGUCGCCGGGAUGCUGGGGAGCUUCUAGCUAUGGUAGACCAAAUCUAUGA
Penicillium antarcticum is the source of this 1989-nucleotide messenger RNA. RefSeq names its product cytochrome P450. The transcript is spliced from 8 exons. Bases 1 to 1989 code for a protein of 662 amino acids. Lineage: Eukaryota; Fungi; Ascomycota; Eurotiomycetes; Eurotiales; Aspergillaceae. The record is from RefSeq and is a predicted model, not a curated record. Gene Ontology annotation, molecular function: oxidoreductase activity, acting on paired donors, with incorporation or reduction of molecular oxygen; monooxygenase activity; iron ion binding.